Messenger RNA from Seminavis robusta, 2404 nucleotides. The record is from the annotation of a GenBank genome assembly. NCBI's taxonomy places the organism in Eukaryota, Bacillariophyta, Bacillariophyceae, Naviculales, Naviculaceae.
CCGAUAUUGAGAACCCAGGCAAGAAUGUUACCGGUACCAUGGUGAUUGGCCCGGAUGUGUUCUCCAAGUCGCGCACGAGUUGUGUCGAUGCCACGGCUUCAGACCCCCGGGACAAGGCAAAGAUACUCCAAAUGCUGUGGGAAAGACAUACUGUCGAAACAGUUGAUAGGCUCGUUCUACAAUACCGGCAGUAUGGAGAGCAGCCAAAGGAAUCCCACACCAAGUCAUGGAGAUCCGCAAUCAACUUACUGCUACUUGCCCUUUUGGCUGCAGUCCUUGUCAUUAUGAUUGUCCUUGCAGCAAGUAUCCGUGGGAAUCAUUCGGACGCCAGUUCACCACCAAGAGCAACAGAAAGGCCACCUCCCUCUACCGGUACAGCGCCUUCAUCUUCGGCUCUCGCCAGUUGUUUGGACACCGUGGAAGAAGACCUUGAUUUCUCUCCACAGUUCAGGGCAGGGCAAUGGAUUCUCCGAGAUCUAAACCUGGCGGCGACGGAGCAAUGGCAGCAGUGUCAGUUGUUUGCUCUUGCGACGUUCUUUUAUGCGUACAGAGGUCAAUUUUGGGAUCCCGAGAGAAAGCGGAUCUGGAUGAAUUUGGAUCUCAAUGAAUGCAGUUGGACCGGCGUGACCUGUGCUGGUGGUAACAGGGUAACCGGUACGCGCCCGGGGACUUCCCGGGCGGCCGUACACCCACACAAAUCAGUCUUCUUAGGUCGUUAGAGACGUUGGAAAUUGAAAACAUGCAACUACACGGGCGUCUCGAGCAGGUGAUGCCAUCGGAAUUAUCGAACUUGUCCAACCUUACCAGUCUGGUCUUCAACAACAACAGUCUCACCGGAGAAAUCCCUCCGCAUGUCGGGUCUCUCCGCCAUCUGACUCUCCUAAAUUUGAGCCACAAUCAACUACAGGGUGCACUACCGACAGAAAUCGCACUGUUGACGAACUUGGAAACGUUAUCUUUGGAAAGCAAUGCCUUUCGACAACCAGUACCCAAGUUCCUGGCAAACUUGACGUCGCUUGUAAAUCUUUCAAUCAAAGACAAUCCAAUCGCGGAGCAGCUACCACCGACAAUAUGCACAAUGCCGUCUCUCCGCUUUCUUCAGGCUGACUGUGACAUAUGUCCACCGGAGUGCUCGUAUCGAGAUCUCUGUCGAACGUGUGACCUUCCCACCACCCAGCCUUCGAUCGUGCCAACCAGUGUACCAAGUGCACCACCGUCACAGCCAGUGAACGUGCCCUCCGGUGAAGUGGAUGUUGAACAUGACGAUGGAGAUUCCAUUGAGACUCUUCCUUCGACUCCUCUCCUUGCAACCGUGGCCCCGACGUUACUUCCGUAUAUGGAGUUUGGCAUGACGCAAUAUCCAACGAGUGAACCAGACGAGUUUGUACUGAGUUUGCCCGAGUACACAAUAGCAGCUUUGAAUUUCGACAACUCCCCGCAGUCGCUGGCAUACCGGUGGCUCGAGGACCACCCAGAGCUGAUCUCGAUGACUGAUUGGAAGAAAGCUCAGCUGUUUGGAUUGGCUACAUUUCUCUACUCUUUUCCUCGAGAAGAAUGGUUUCAUUCUGGAUACGAGGCUUGGGAUAACUACACUGUUGUGAAUGAAUGCGAGGCCGACGGUGCCCUUGGCAGCACCCACACGAUUCACUGUGAUCUGGAUGGGCGCAUUACAGAGCUGUCGGCCCAUUCUAUACAGGGCAUCAACGUUUCUGUCUUACCCAAGGAACUGGGAAUGUUGUCUUCGUUGGAGGCCGUGAGUAUCUCCUUCAUGGGUGACUUAUCGAUUGAGCUGGAGAGUGCAAUUCCUCUUCAGCAGCUCUUGUACGUCCCAUUGAAGACCCUUUCAAUUCACGACACUGGAGUCUUCUCGUCGAUUCCCACCACUCUGGCAAUGAUGCGCGGCCUGACAAGCUUGGAACUACAAACCAAUGCCUUGACCAACGAGAUCCCGUCAGAGUUGGGUUUACUUUCGAGGCUCGAGACGCUGAACCUUUUUGGCAACCUGCACCUGGGAGGCGCAGUUCCUUCGGAGUUGGGAAUGGUAACGCUUCUAAAGUCACUAUUGUUGGAUCGAACCGCCGUUGGAGGAUUCAUCCCAGAGGAAGUUUGUGCGCUGUCGUCUUUAUCCCUCCGCGUAAACUGCUCACUGAUCACGAACUGCGCAGAGUGUGCUCCUUGCUUCUGCUACAUCUAAUAAUAGCCGAACCCGUUCCCCCGAUUUCGACACCAAUCACGCCCUUCGGAGCCGCCUAAUCUCGGAGAGCAAGCAAAAUACAAGGGCAGGUACAUGUAGCUAAGUACUCAGUAGCGUCAGAAGUCAACAUCCGUGGGGUUUGAAAGCUUCCAACGGACUUUGCUUGGUCCGACAUCUUGCGCUUGAAUCAUUCACACACUGGAAACAACC